Molecule: messenger RNA, 1703 nt
Organism: Erythranthe guttata (spotted monkey flower)
Lineage: Eukaryota; Viridiplantae; Streptophyta; Magnoliopsida; Lamiales; Phrymaceae
Source: RefSeq, a predicted model, not a curated record
AGAUUAAUAUCACGUCGGUCAUGAAAAACAAAAGUAAAAAUCCUAGUCUAGAUAUUUUUGUAAAAGGUGUACUAAAACAAUUAUCAAGUUGCAAUAAUUUUAACAUUUGAAUUUUUAGGUUAAAAACAGAUAACGGAAAACCAGAUACCACCUUCCCCUUCUACUAAAGUGGUAAAAUAAAACCAGCUGUCAGCUGUGAUCAAUUUUUAGAUUUUUAAGAUAAUAAUUCAUUUACAAAACCUUUAAUUUAAUCUAUCUGGCUUAAUUAUUUCUUCUAUAAAUUAGGAUUUCAUAACCAUAAACAACUCAGACAAAACAUCAAUCUUUAACACAAGAAGAUGCCGCCGCCGUCGUCAGCCACCGCCGGUCAGGUCAUAAAAUGCAAAGCUGCCGUUGCAUGGGAAGCCGGAAAGCCGCUGGUGAUUGAAGAAAUUGAGGUGGCGCCGCCGCAGAAAAUGGAGGUCCGCCUGAGGAUUCUCUUCACCUCCCUCUGCCACACCGAUGUCUACUUCUGGGAAGCCAAGGCGCAAGACUCUGUUUUUCCUCGGAUUUUCGGUCACGAAGCAGCAGGAAUUGUGGAGAGUGUGGGAGAAGGUGUGACGGAAUUAGUGCCGGGCGAUCACGUUCUACCGGUGUUCACGGGUGAAUGCGGAGAAUGUGCUCACUGUAAAUCCGAAGAGAGCAACAUGUGUACCCUUUUAAGGAUCAACACCGAAAGGGGAGUGAUGAUUAAUGACGGAAAAUCGAGAUUUUCGAUUAACGGAAAGCCGAUUUACCAUUUUAUCGGGACAUCCACGUUUAGCGAGUACACCGUCGUUCAUGUUGGCUGUCUUGCCAAGAUCAAUCCACUCGCCCCUCUCGAUAAAGUUUGCGUGCUCAGCUGUGGAAUUUCCACCGGGCUUGGUGCUAUGUUGAAUGUUGCUAAACCGAAAAAGGGUUCUUCGGUUGCUAUUUUCGGUCUUGGAGCUGUUGGGCUUGGUGCUGCAGAAGGAGCAAGAUUGGCUGGUGCUUCGAGAAUUAUUGGUAUAGAUUUGAACCCUAGCAGAUUUGAAGAAGCAAAGAAAUUUGGUGUGACUGAAUUUGUGAAUCCAAAAGACUAUACCAAGCCAAUUCAAGAGGUGAUAGCUGAGAUGACAGAUGGAGGAGUGGAUCGAAGCGUUGAGUGUACCGGAAACAUCAACGCGAUGAUCUCUGCAUUCGAAUGUGUUCAUGAUGGAUGGGGAGUUGCUGUACUCGUCGGUGUGCCUCAUAAAGACUCGGAAUUCAAAACUCACCCGGUGAAUUUCUUGAACGAGAGGACUUUAAAGGGUACUUUCUUUGGUAACUAUAAACCACGCACCGAUCUUCCGGGGGUUGUCGAAAUGUACAUGAACAAGGAGCUUGAAGUGGAGAAGUUUAUAACUCACGAGGUGCCGUUUGCUGAAAUUAACAAGGCUUUCGAACUGAUGCUGAAAGGUGAAGGGCUUCGUUGUAUCAUCAAAAUGGAGUGAAGAGAUUAUUCCCCAUACUCUACUAUUUGACCAUAACUCAGGGGUUGGGACGUAAUUUGCCAUUUUAUAAUAAACUUUGAGUUAUUUUAUUUCAUGUACUUUGUCUUUUUAAAAUUAACAAGUUAUUGAAUUAUCUGUUGUGUUCAGUGAUCUGUUUGAAUGAUCAAUACUUAUUUGGUCAUAUAUCAAAAGGCAAAUAACGUUCGCCCCUGA